AUGGAGGAAGAUUCAUUUUCCACCAGGACAAUUGUGACAUUACACCAGCAAGAAAAUUUGGCAUUAAAAUCGUUGCCUAACGAAAACAAUUUAUCAAAUGGUUUGUCGCCUCACACGCCGCCGAUUAUUAAAAAAGAAGAGGAGCCGGAUGAGAUAUUGGACACUGAAAUAACGACAAAGACACAUGUCGACCGAACGACGACGACGGCGACGACGACGACUGUGACGGCUGCUACACAAGACAACGAUAAGAGCUCGAGUGAUUCUGCGGCAUUAAUAAUAAAAGUUGAAAACGAGGAAUUGAGCGAUCGUGAUAAUGAUGAUGAUAAUAAUGAUAAUAAUGAGAGUAAAUGUGGCCGGACGUUGAGGCGGACUAAGGGUGCUAAAAGUUGUAGUAGCGGUAGUAGUAGUAGUGGUGGUGAUAAAACAAACGGUGAUGAUUCAACUUCCUCUAGGACUACUAACACUUUGCUCCGUCUGAGAGACAGGGGUGAUUCCAGGAUCCUCGAUAAUAGGGGAGACAGGGGGGACAGAGAGAGGACUAAACGCGAUAAAAGUGCGCAUAGUAGUGAUGAUGAUCAGCAGCAGCAGCAGCCGCAGCAGCCUCAACAUCACCAACGUGACUGUGGUAGAUUAAAAAAAAAAAGACGUCAAAGUAUUUUAUCUAUUGAUUAUAAUGAAGCUGACGACGAUGCGAUUGUUUUGACAAAUGGUGAAACAUUGCAAAGCGAUCCUGAAUAA
Microplitis demolitor is the source of this 741-nucleotide messenger RNA. Its product is annotated as activating signal cointegrator 1 complex subunit 2 homolog. Bases 1 to 741 code for a protein of 246 amino acids. The record is from RefSeq and is a predicted model, not a curated record. The transcript is spliced from 3 exons. NCBI's taxonomy places the organism in Eukaryota, Metazoa, Arthropoda, Insecta, Hymenoptera, Braconidae.